Messenger RNA from Lodderomyces margitis, 1107 nucleotides. Its product is annotated as NAD(P)-dependent alcohol dehydrogenase. Gene Ontology annotation, molecular function: zinc ion binding; alcohol dehydrogenase (NADP+) activity. Bases 1 to 1107 code for a protein of 368 amino acids. The transcript has a single exon. The record is from RefSeq and is a predicted model, not a curated record. Gene Ontology annotation, biological process: alcohol metabolic process. Lineage: Eukaryota; Fungi; Ascomycota; Pichiomycetes; Serinales; Debaryomycetaceae.
AUGACAAAAGCUGUACCAGACACAUUUAAAGGAUUUGCAGUCUCUGAUCCAAAAAAUUGGAACAAGCCAAAGUUGGUAUCAUAUGAGAGAAAACAGAUUAACCCACACGAUGUGGUAUUGAAGAAUGAAGUAUGUGGUUUGUGCUACUCAGAUAUUCACACAUUGGGAGCCAACUGGUCUCCAUUGCAAAGAGACAACUUAGUCGUUGGUCACGAAAUCGUUGGUGAAGUCAUUGCAGUUGGUGAUGAAGUAACCGAAUUCAAAGUUGGAGACCGUGUUGGAAUUGGUGCAGGAUCUUCCUCAUGUCGUACUUGCAACAGAUGUAACUCCGACAAUGAGCAAUACUGUAAGCAAUUCGCUGCAACCUACAACUCAAAAGAUGUAAGAUCAAACGAUUACAUUACCCAAGGUGGUUACUCGUCACACUCCGUCGCCGAUGAAAAGUUUGUCUUUGCAAUUCCAGACGAUUUGCCAUCGGCCUAUGCCGCUCCACUUAUGUGUGCCGGUAUCACCGUUUUCUCCCCAUUGAUCAGAAAUUUGGGAUUGGACGCUAAAGGAAAAAAUGUCGGUAUUAUUGGUAUUGGAGGGUUGGGCCACUUGGCUUUGCAGUUUGCUAACGCCAUGGGUGCCAAUGUCACUGCGUUCUCCAGAUCUUCUUCAAAGAAGGAACAAGCUUUGAAGUUGGGCGCUCAUGACUUUGUCGCUACCAAUGAAGAUAAAACGUGGUACAAGAACUAUGACGACCAUUUUGACUUGAUCUUGAACUGUGCUAGUGGUAUAGAUGGCUUGAACUUGUCUGAUUAUUUGUCCACCUUGAAGGUUGACAAAAAGUUUGUCUCUGUUGGUUUGCCACCAACUGAGGACAAGUUUGAGGUCAGUCCAUUCACCUUCUUGAAACAAGGUGCCAGUUUUGGCUCAUCCUUGUUGGGAUCCAAGGUGGAGGUCAAGGAGAUGUUGAAAUUAGCUGCCGAACACAAUGUCAAACCAAUGAUCGAGGAGGUUCCAAUCAGUGAAGAAAACUGUGCCAAGGCAUUGGACAGAUGCCAGGCUGGUGAUGUGAGGUAUAGAUUCGUCUUUACUGAAUUUGACAAAGCUUUCAAAGCGUAG